This is a messenger RNA of Phytophthora sojae, 504 nucleotides long. RefSeq lists its product as hypothetical. The transcript is spliced from 2 exons. Bases 1 to 504 code for a protein of 167 amino acids. The record is from RefSeq and is a predicted model, not a curated record. NCBI's taxonomy places the organism in Eukaryota, Oomycota, Peronosporomycetes, Peronosporales, Peronosporaceae.
AUGCUACCGGACCCCGACACGGACGCCACGCUGGACAACUGCACUGUCGACACGCUGCCAGACCCCAGCGUUGACGCCACGCUGGACAACUGCACUGUCGGCACGCUGCCGGACCCGACAUGGACGCCAUGCUCGACGACUGCACUGUCGGCAUACUGCCGGACUCCGCUCCUGGAUGACAGCACGCUCGGGCGACUUGCUGCUCGACUCCCGCUCGACAACGACUCGGAGGGCCUGCUUACAAAGCCCAACGGGGGUGGCACGCUUGACGACCGCACGCACGGCAUGUUGGCGGACCCCGCCGCGGACGUUAUGCUCGCGGACCUCCCCGCGGACGUCAUGCUAGUUGAUGGCAAGGCCGAUCUGGUGUCGGCCCCCUGCUCAUUAGACUGCACGGAUGGUAUGGUGCGAAUUCUAUUGCGGUCGGCACGCUGGGCGACUGCUGCUGCCGAUCGCGACGCCAACGGCAAGCUUGACUCGGUAGGGCGGCAUACCGGGCCAUAA